AAUAUAAAAAUAGAACAAUAAAUGAAUUUUAUUAAAUUUUAGGGCUAAUCGCAUAUUUAAAACAUAUAUAAAUUACGAGACCCGUAAAUUUGGAAAAGAAUUAAACUGCAAAUAAUAAAUAUACAAAUCCCUGUCAACAUUUUAUCAAUUUUAUAACUGUCCGCGAUCGGCUGUUACAAUACAUAAUUGUAAAUCAUAAAAAAAAUAAAAAAAAAAAAUCAAACAAUGUCAACAGCUCCGCAACCAAAUGGAUUACUGCACACAAAUUCCGGCUCCAAAGAAGAGGAAUCGUUUAAUAUCGAAGAUCUUCGUUCGGAGAAAGAUCGAUUAACAUAUAAUCACUUUAUGGAUUCGGAACGAAACGAAAUAGAUGGACCAAUACAAAUUCCAGAGGAGAUGGACGCCCUUGAAGACUUUGCUAGCGUAGAUGUUAAUGCCUACGCGCACAAGAAAACUCUCGCCCAGGGUAUGAUGGAUUUAGCAUUACUUACAGCGAAUGCCAAUCAAUUGCGUUAUGUAUUGGAUUCCUACACCAGACAUCCAUAUUACUAUCCCAGCUUGAUUUUCUUAUUACUCAGUAUUGGCUUCCAGAUAGCUGUUGGUGUUGGCUUAAUUCUCACCAGUCGUUACAACAUUGAAGACAAAAGGGAGGUGUGUCGUGCAGAGAAAUUUAGCAACUAUACAAUUUGUGGCAUUUUCAUAGUUACCGUUAUCAAUGUGUUCAUUUCGGCAUUUGGUGUUGCAGACGCGCCUGACGAUAAAUAAUCGUGGAAUCUACGCUUGCUGUUGUCGCUGUCCAUGAAUACAUUUAACGUAAACAAAUGCUUUAAAAUAUUUUGGUGCUAUUUUUCACCACAAUUUUUAGCAUUGUAAUUUAAAAAAAAAAAAGAGUAGCAAAAUGCUUUGCUGUAAUUGGGCCAUUCCAUAAAAGCAGCAUUCAUUUUUAUUGUAAUCCUUUUUAAAUUAUACAUAUAUGUAUGUAUGUAAGUA
This is a messenger RNA of Rhagoletis pomonella (apple maggot), 990 nucleotides long. Its product is annotated as ninjurin-1-like. The transcript has 4 exons. Gene Ontology annotation, cellular component: membrane. Gene Ontology annotation, biological process: tissue regeneration; cell adhesion. Bases 226 to 765 code for a protein of 179 amino acids. Lineage: Eukaryota; Metazoa; Arthropoda; Insecta; Diptera; Tephritidae. The record is from RefSeq and is a predicted model, not a curated record.